GCUAGCCACCGGGGCAGCCCCGGAGAGCGCACGCCGCCCGGUGCGGCAGCCGCUGCGCCCUGGGCUGAGUGCUCCAGGAUCCAGCCAUGGACCGAAGCAGGGUGCUGGAACAGCUAAUCCCAGAGCUCACCGGACUCCUCAGCCUCCUGGACCAUGAAUAUCUCAGUGACAGCACCCUGGAGAAGAAGAUGGCUGUGGCCUCGCUCCUGCAGAGCCUGCAGCCCCUCCCAGCAAAGGAAGUCUCCUUCCUGUAUGUGAACACCGCAGACCUGCACUCGGGGCCCAGCUUUGUGGAGUCUCUCUUUGAAGAAUUUGACUGUGACCUGGGUGACCUUCGGGAUAUGUCGGACGAUGGGGAACCCAGCAAAGGAGCCAGCCCUGAGCCAACCAAGAGCUCAUCUCUGAGAAGCGCAGCUGCUGAGGUGCCUCCACCCUUGCCCAACAAGCCUCCGCCCGAGGACUACUAUGAAGAAGCCCUUCCCCUGGGACCCGGCAAGUCCCCCGAGUAUAUCAGCUCUCACAAUGGCUGCAGCCCAGCACAGUCGAUUGUGGACGGUUACUACGAGGAUGCAGACAACAGCUACCCCACCACAAGGAUGAAUGGAGAACUGAAGAACUCCUACAAUGACUCUGACGCCAUGAGUAGCUCCUAUGAGUCCUACGAUGAGGAGGAGGAGGAAGAGAAAGGGCGGCAGCCCAAGCACCAGUGGCCCUCAGAAGAGGCCUCCAUGCACCUGGUUAGGGACUGCAGGAUAUGCGCCUUCCUGCUUCGGAAAAAGCGCUUCGGGCAGUGGGCCAAGCAGCUGACGGUCAUCAAGGAGGAGCAGCUACUGUGUUACAAAAGCUCCAAGGACCGACAGCCACACCUGAGGCUGGCGCUAGAUGUCUGCACCGUUGUCUAUGUGCCCAAGGACAGCAGACACAAGCGGCAUGAGCUGCGCUUCUCCCAGGGGGCCACAGAGGUGUUGGUGCUGGCUCUGCAGAGCAGGGAACAGGCUGAGGAGUGGCUGAAGGUCAUCCGAGAGGUCAGCCGGCCCAUCGGGGGAGCCGAGGGCUUGGAGGUGCCCAGAUCCCCAGUCAUCCUGUGCAAGGCGGAUCAGGACAAGAGGUUGUCCCAAGAGAAACAGAACUCCGACUCUGACAGUCUGGGCAUGAAUGACAGCGGUUCCACUCUCAGCCGCCGAGAAGCCUGUGAACAUGGCAAAGGGAAGAAGAACAGCCUGGCUGAGCUCAAGGGCUCCAUGAGCAGGGCUGCCGGCCGCAAGAUCACACGCAUCAUCAGUUUCUCCAAGAAGAAGGCGCUGUCUGAGGACCUGCAGACAUUUUCCAGUGAGGACGAGGUUCCAUGCUGUGGCUACCUGAAUGUGCUGGUAAACCAAGGCUGGAAGGAACGGUGGUGUCGCCUCAGGUGCAACACUCUCUAUUUCCACAAAGACCGCACAGACCUGCACACCCACGUGAAUGCCAUAGCCCUCAGGGGCUGUGAGGUAGCCCCAGGCUUUGGACCCAGGCACCCCUUUGCCUUCAGGAUCCUGCGCAAUCGACAGGAGGUGGCCAUCCUGGAGGCAAGCUGCUCAGAGGACAUGGGCCGCUGGCUCGGACUGCUGCUGGUGGAGAUGGGCUCCAAAGUCACCCCAGAGGCGCUGCACUAUGACUACGUCGACGUAGAGACCUUAACCAGCAUCGUUAGUGCUGGGCGCAACUCCUUCCUGUAUGCACAGUCCUGCCAGGAUCAGUGGCCUGAGCCCCGCAUCUAUGAUGAGGUUCCUUACGAAAAGGUGCAGGAUGAGGAGCCCCAGCGCCCCACUGGGGCUCAGGUGAAGCGCCACGCCUCCUCCUGCAGUGAGAAGUCCCACCGUGCGGACCCGCAGGUCAAAGUCAAGCGCCACGCCUCCAGUGCCAAUCAAUACAAGUACGGCAAGAACCGGGCGGAGGAGGAUGCCCGAAGGUACCUGGUAGAAAAAGAGAGGCUGGAGAAAGAGAAGGAGACGAUUCGGACAGAACUGAUGGCCUUGCGACAGGAGAAGAAAGAGCUGAAGGAAGCCAUUCGGAACAACCCAGGAGCAAAGUUGAAGGCCUUGGAAGAGGCCGUGGCCACUCUGGAAGCUCAAUGCCGUGCCAAGGAAGAGCAGAGGAUCGACCUGGAGCUCAAGCUGGUAGCUGUGAAGGAGCGCUUGCAGCAGUCCCUGGCCGGGGGUCCGGCCCUCGGUCUGUCCGUGAGCAGCAAGAACAAGAGCCAAGACACUACAAAUAAACCCCAAAGCAAUGUCCCAGAGCAAUCUCUCCCUGUCAACUGUGUUUCUGAACUGAGAAAGAGGAGUCCGUCCAUUGUGACCUCCAACCAAGGGAGGGUGCUACAGAAGGCCAAGGAAUGGGAAAUGAAGAAGACCUAGAGAGGGUGAGAAUUCCAUCCUGAAGCAGUAUCAGCUUGUCCAUUCUAAGGAGGAAAUGCUUUCUUCGCAAAGAUAACAAGAAAAGACUGGGGCACCCAAAAGACCAGCUUGACUGUCGGCAUGAUUUUAAGGAUUGUGGGAAGGGAGACAUGGAAGCAUCCUUCUGGCUAUACAAAGGGUGGAGUUGGGAGCGUCCGGAGACAGAAGCAUCCACAGUUGUAAAGGUUUUAUUAGGUAUCUUUGCCUUCUGAUGCAAUGAAUGCACAUAAGCCAUUCCAUCCUUUCCUUGGCAUCCCAGUCCCAAUCCUUAGAGCAAAGGAAGCCAGUGUUGAAGUGCUGCUAGUGUUGUGAUAAAAAAGAAAACCACUCCAUCACCUGAUCACACUUAGGCAGGCUGAUUCCUGCUGGCUAUUACAGGCAACCCUGGAUAGGGUUAAUGGACUGGAAAACCACUGUAUCCCUGCCUGCACAAGCGUGAACAAAAGCUAUUGAGAUGUAAAAACCCCACAGUUUUCUGUUUUAGAGCCAGGCUGACUACAGCUGCUAGAACCUUCCAGGUUUGAGCAUCUUUAAAUCAGAUUGAGAAUUGAGAGGGUAAAGAGGGCUGAUCAGCCAGCACAUUUUAAGCACAGUGGCAGACGUAUGGAGUGCUAAUGCUGACACUGUUGUAUGCAUUGGAGGGUGGAGUCCUUUGCUGUCAGUCAAGUGCUUACCUACUUAAUGUGACACUGAAGCUCCUGGGACUGUGGUUGGAAGACUAAGUCUCUGGCCUGAGGAAGUCUUCAUCUUGUACUAGGAGGCCCACAAGCCUGUUUCCUUAUCCGCUACAAAGUGAGACUAUUAAGGAAAACCAAACAGGAUGGUGGCUCAUGUCUACCACAAGGGUGCUAAGCCUUUUCCAAACACUUGAUAUUUCUUUAGGACCUCAGGUCCUAGGCAACCUCUUUUCUAUGCCACUCAUGACUGUCUCAACACUGGGCUUUUAGGUCUGUUUUUAACAUACUCAUCUCCAAUAAAGAUGAACUGUUCAACUCUGAGUGGUCAGAGGGUAGCUGGCUCUUGUCAGGGAGGGGAAGUUGUGUGCCUCAGAAUAACCAGUGGAUGGGUUUGCUAGUCUUGAUGCUACCUACCUAAGAUUUACCAUACUUUAGCCUCACUGACACCUUACCAGCCUUUGAAGUAGCUGGGGACCACAGCAGGAAGAUCACCCCAGCAGCCACCUCACUGGCAGGGCAUACACAUUAGGAGUCACGGUCCUGGGUCCAGAUUGGGCUGUCUGCUGCUAAGAGAGGAUAACCUCAGCAACAUCAUCCAACCCCUCUGGUUUUCAUUAUAAAACGGGUUGUGAUUGUACUCCCACCCCAAGCCUCCUGGUAGGUGUUUAAUGAGAUAAUUCGGGGGAAGCAUCAUCUUUCUAUACUACUGAAAGUUGGAAAUGCUUAAGUCACAAGUGGAUUUUAA
Messenger RNA from Mus pahari (shrew mouse), 3854 nucleotides. It is a transcript of the gene Afap1l1, whose product is annotated as actin filament associated protein 1 like 1. The coding region runs from base 87 to 2393 and encodes 768 amino acids. Gene Ontology annotation, cellular component: cytosol. NCBI's taxonomy places the organism in Eukaryota, Metazoa, Chordata, Mammalia, Rodentia, Muridae. The transcript is spliced from 19 exons. Gene Ontology annotation, molecular function: SH3 domain binding. The record is from RefSeq and is a predicted model, not a curated record.